UACCUCUCCUCAGAUAAGGAUGGCUCUCCAGACGAAGGCCCUGGUCAGCUCCAGGUGGCUGGCGCAGGCCCUGCUGGCGCCGCGUAAAGUGCGCGUCUUGGACGCGUCUUGGUAUUUACCCAAACUGCGCAAAAACGCAAAGAGCGAGUUCAAGAAGCGGCACAUCCCGGGCGCAGCGUUCUUCGACAUCGACCAGUGCUGCGACAAAACCUCCCCCCUGGACCACAUGCUGCCCCGGGAGGAGGUCUUCGCGGACUACGUGGGGAAUCUGGGCGUCGGGAGCGACACGCACGUCGUGGUGUACGACGGCAGCGAGUUCGGCGCCUUCUCCGCGCCGCGCGUGUGGUGGAUGUUCCGGGUGUUCGGGCACGGCCGGGUCUCCGUGCUCGACGGGGGGCUGAGGAACUGGGAGCUGGAGGGCCAGCCGCUCAGCGACCGGUACGCCAGACCCGCACAGGCCGAGUUCCGGGCCUCCCUGAACCGAUCCUGGAUCAAGACCUACGAGGACGUCCUGGUGAACCUGGACACCAGGGAGUUCCAGCUGCUGGACGCCAGGCCGACCGGCAGGUUCCGGGGACUGGAGCCUGAACCCAGAGACAACAGGGAGCCGGGCCACAUCCCCGGCUCCAUCAGCGUCCCCUUCCCGUCCUUCCUGUCGCCGUCGGGCCACUUCCUGCCCCGGGAGCGGCUCCGGGCGCUGUUCGCCCGGGCCGGCGUGGACCUGCGGCGGCCCGCCUGCGUCCUGUGCGGCUCCGCCGUCACCGCCUGCCACGUGGCGUUGGCGGCCCACGAGUGCGGGCACCCCGGCGUGGCGGUGUACGACGGCGGCUGGUCGGAGUGGUUCACCCGGGCGGCGCCCGAGCACGUCAUCUCCGAGGGCCGCGGGAAGCACCUGUGACGGGCUCAGCAGACGUCUCCAGACAAACGUGAAGACAUGAACAGGAAGAGAGUGAGGCAUUCUGGGACAUCUCUGAAUUCUCAGUUUCAGAAACCGUUUGCUCGACAAUGUUUUCAAGUGAAAACACAAAACUGUCAUUUGGGUCAAAAAACAACUUUUCAAAAUCGCUGCGACUGUUUCUGUGUAAACGGGGGAAAACGUGACUUUCCUGAAGCUCUGCGGCUGCGAACCUCGGCUGGAGGACAUGGUUCCUCUCAUGUCCUCGUCGAUGGACAUUAACAACGUUUCCGUCCAGACUGUCGUGACUCCCAGUCGGACUCAUACAAAUGUUCUCGCCGUUGUUAAUGUUUACAGCAAACUGAAGUCAGUAUAUUUUAUUUUCACAGAACCAACAGCACCUCCUCCUGGCCGAUCAGGCUAACUACACCGUGAUUCAGUGUCACUGUUCUCAUGUAAAUGUCGAACUUCUCAGAAACAAGAAUGCAAAAAUGAUGUGUUUUCACUGGAAUAGUUGUGGUUUAAACAGCUCUGUGGCUCCUCCAAUCAGAGGAAAGUCAUUCUGGGUUUUUGCAAAUAAAGAACAGAAAAAUGAAAUGAAGGUUUUGAUUCUGUAUUUAGCUGUGUGUCAGAUUCUGGUUUGCUUCUUCUCUUCUUCUUCUCU
Molecule: messenger RNA, 1559 nt
Organism: Salarias fasciatus (jewelled blenny)
Lineage: Eukaryota; Metazoa; Chordata; Actinopteri; Blenniiformes; Blenniidae
Product: 3-mercaptopyruvate sulfurtransferase-like
Exons: 2
Coding region: 20-898 (292 amino acids)
Cellular component (GO): mitochondrion
Molecular function (GO): thiosulfate-cyanide sulfurtransferase activity
Source: RefSeq, a predicted model, not a curated record